AUAAGCACCAUGCCUCUCAAAGCACUAAACUUUAAUAUUAUACGAGAAUGUUCGACAUCAAAAGCAAGAGCAGGUCUUCUUACAUUGCCUCAUGGGAAUGUUGAGACGCCCGUAUUUAUGCCGGUUGGUAAAUAUCAUUCACUUAAAAUAUUUUUGAUAACUUUGCAGCUACACAAGCAACAUUAAAAGGUAUAACAUCUAAACAAUUAGAACGUCUUGGCUGUCGUCUUAUACUCAACAAUACAUACCAUCUUGGUCUUCGUCCAGGACAAUUUAUUCUUGAUGCAAUUGGCGGAGCUCACAUAUUUCAGCAAUGGCCUCAUAAUUUAUUGACAGAUAGUGGAGGCUUUCAAAUGAUUUCACUUCUAAAGUUAUCUCGCGUUACUGAAGAAGGCGUUGAAUUCCAUAGUCCUUAUGAUGGAUCUCUUAUGCUUCUUACGCCAGAGCAUUCCAUCUCAUUACAAAAUAGUAUCGGUUCCGAUAUUAUGAUGCAAUUAGAUGACGUUGUCCAUUCCCUUGCCCCUUUGGAAAGAAUUGAAGAAGCAAUGUGGAGAAGUAUACGCUGGCUUGAUCGCUGCAUCGCAGCAAACAAGAAUCCGGAAAAACAGAGUCUUUAUGCAAUUAUUCAAGGAGGACUUAAUGAAAAAUUAAGAACAAUAUGUUGUCUAGAGAUGAUAAAAAGAGAAACACCUGGAAUAGCUAUAGGUGGACUAAGUGGAGGAGAAGAAAAAUCCAAAACAUUUAAAAUAGUUUCUGUUUGUACAGAUUUGUUACCUUCGAAUAAACCAAGAUAUCUCAUGGGUGUUGGGUAUACAGAAGAUAUCGUCGUUAGUGUUGCGUUAGGAAUUGACCAAUUUGAUUGUGUAUAUCCUACACGAACAGCACGUUUUGGUAAUGCCCUUACACCAUAUGGUGUUUUGAAUCUUCGUAAUCAACGUUUUUCGAAGGAUUAUAAUCCUAUCGACAAAGAUUGCAAAUGCCCUUGCUGUAAACCAGGGGAAUGGGGAAUAACAAGAACGUAUAUUCAUCAUAUAGUAUGUAAAGAGACAGUUGCUGCACAUUUAUUAACAAUUCACAAUAUUCAUUAUCAAUUAAACCUAAUGAAAGAAAUAAGAAAUGCAAUUAUUCAUGACAAAUUUCCUGUCUUUGUCAAAAAAACAUUUGAUCAGUUAUAUUCCGAAAAAAAUUAUCCCAAAUGGGCUGUCGAGUCUUUAAAUACUGUGAAUAUAAAUCUUCUAGAAUAA
Molecule: messenger RNA, 1244 nt
Organism: Pneumocystis murina B123
Lineage: Eukaryota; Fungi; Ascomycota; Pneumocystomycetes; Pneumocystales; Pneumocystaceae
Product: queuine tRNA-ribosyltransferase
Exons: 6
Coding region: 354-1244 (296 amino acids)
Cellular component (GO): cytosol
Molecular function (GO): tRNA-guanosine(34) queuine transglycosylase activity
Source: RefSeq, a predicted model, not a curated record